AUGAACAGUCUCCGAAUGCUUGAUCACGACGAGGAGAAUGACGAGGCUGAGGAAGUUACCUGGGAGGACCAGCAACGCAUAAACACCUUCUCGAAACUCAAUACGCGUCUCCAAAGCAUGAAGGACAAACUAGUUGAGCUCGAACACGAAAAAGACGCGCUCAAAGACCUGUCUGAGGAGUUUGAGAUGAUAUUGGACGAAGAUGAACCCGUUCUCUACAAAAUUGGCGAGACAUUCAUCCAUAUGCCCUUGCCCCGCGCCCGUAAACGCCUUGAAACUGACAAAUCGGAGGUCGAAGCACAGGUUGACACGCUCACCAGCUCUGUGAAGGCUUGCGAGGGAGAGAUGCAGCAGCUCAAAGUCAUUUUGUAUGGAAAAUUCAAAUCUGCUAUCAAUUUAGAUUGA
Messenger RNA from Mycena indigotica, 405 nucleotides. RefSeq names its product Prefoldin subunit 4. The coding region runs from base 1 to 405 and encodes 134 amino acids. The transcript has 4 exons. The record is from RefSeq and is a predicted model, not a curated record. Gene Ontology annotation, biological process: protein folding. NCBI's taxonomy places the organism in Eukaryota, Fungi, Basidiomycota, Agaricomycetes, Agaricales, Mycenaceae. Gene Ontology annotation, cellular component: cytoplasm; prefoldin complex.